GGCGCCGCUCCUCCUGGCCGGCGUGGCGGACGCCGACUGCUUCGACUACUGCUUCAAGGACUGCAUCGCCAAGGACAAGAACAUGAUCGACUACUGCAACUACGCCUGCGACAAGACCUGCUACGCGGGCACGCCCCAGCGGCCCUUGGCGGCGGCUGCCGCCCCCGGCGACAUGGGAUGCCAGCUCUCCUGCGCCAGGACUUCCUGCCACCGUCUGGAUCCAGACCGCGAGGCCGCUGAGGCCUGCUCCGGGCAGUGCUAUGACGGCUGCAAGACCAAGACUCUGCCGAGGCCUCUCCGCGCCGGCGCCGGCAUGCCCACCACGUUAGGCCCGGUGCUCGCCGACCUUCCUUCAUCCGAGCCGGACCCAGAUGACGCCUUUCCUUCAUCCGAGCCGGAUCCAGAUGACGCCCUUCCUUCAUCCGAGCCGGAUCCAGAUGAUGCGGUGCGUGCGUCGUCAGAGGCGCCCGAACAUGAGGCGAUGGGGCCACGUCCACCGUUUUCGGAGAUCCACGCUGCUCCUCCGGCGUCCGCGUGACAAGAAUACCUCGGCGUACGGCCGUGACAGUUAGCAUUGGCCGACCAAUCGAUAUGUAAGCGCGAUCACCAGGUGCGGAGGGAUUAGCGCAUCGACCAAAAAGCCGCGUGCUAAUGGGUGUACACGUACUGUAUUAUUUAUAACACUGCUGAAUGAAGUGUCUUAGGCUACUUGUAACGGGAAGUUCUCCGUAUCAAUAUAGUGUACGGGUUUGCUAAACUCAGCUAACCGAGAUUAAAUCUGGUCUCAUUCAGUGGGCCAUCUAGAAUUACAAAAUUUAAAGAACUUGCUGAUUUAGAAAA
Aegilops tauschii subsp. strangulata is the source of this 840-nucleotide messenger RNA. RefSeq lists its product as uncharacterized. Lineage: Eukaryota; Viridiplantae; Streptophyta; Magnoliopsida; Poales; Poaceae. The record is from RefSeq and is a predicted model, not a curated record.